GAAACGUUGCUCCCUUAACACUGCUUUAAGAUGGCUUUCAGAACUGGACAGGUUAUCAACUAUCUUCUGAUCAUUUAGUUUGAAUACUUGUCAUAAUCGGAUGGUGUGUGAAGUGUAGAUCUGAUUUAAGGGCUUUGGCCACUGUAAGUGGUGUCCGAUCUCGGCGACACCUUCAAUUACCCUGCGACAUUCUGCACAGCGCUCGGUAUCAGUGCUGUUAACACUGGUUGUGAUUUUGAGUUUGUAAAUAUUAUCAGCUCUGCAAUCAGACUACAUCUAGAUAAGAGCUUCUGUUAAAAUGGCCACCAUGGAGAAGCUAAUGAAGGCGUUUGAGUCGCUCAAAUCAUUCCAGCAGCAGCAAGGCCCGCUGUCGGCCGAAGAGCUCGUCCAGAAACAGAAAAAAGACCUUGCUACAACCAAAAAGGACAGAGUGACUCAUUGUAUGACGAUAUGCGAAAACAUCAUGGCACAGUCGCUGAGGACAUCACCAGAGUUCCAGAAACUUCUUGGAAUUGCCAUGGAAAUGUUCUUGCUGUGCAGUGACGACAAGGAGUCUGACGUCAGGAUGGUGGCUGAUGAGUGCCUCAACAAAAUCAUCAAAGCUUUGAUGGAUUCCAAUUUACCUAGACUGCAGCUUGAGCUGUACAAAGAGAUUAAAAAGAAUGCUGCCUCUCGGAGUCUGCGGGCAGCUCUCUGGAGGUUUGCUGAGCUCGCUCACCUGGUGCGUCCACAGAAAUGCAGGCCGUACUUGGUGAAUCUGUUGCCAUGUCUGACCCGGAUCACUAAACGUCAAGAGGAGACGGUACAGGAAACUCUGUCUUCCUCAAUUCCUAAAAUCAUGGCUGCCCUCGGACACUUUGGCAAUGAUGGAGAGAUAAAGAUGCUGCUGAAGGCCUUUGUUGCCAAUCUGAAAUCCAGCUCUCCAACUAUCCGCCGCACAGCGGCCAGCUCUGCCGUCAGCGUGUGUCAGCACUCACGCAGAACACACUACUUCUACACCUGGCUUCUUAAUGUGCUGCUUGGUUUGGUGGUACCAGUGGAUGAGGAGCAUUCCAGUCACCUGAUUCUGGGUGUCUUACUGACAUUGCGCUACCUGAUGCCUCUUAUUCAGCAGCAGGCUCCUAACACCAGUCUGAAGGGCAGCUUUGGGCUUGUUCGUAAAGAGGCAGAUGUCUCCCCCUCACCUGAGCAGCUCGUCCAGGUGUAUGAGCUGACCCUGCAUUACACACAGCACUGGGAUCAUAAUGUGGUGACGGCGUCUCUAGAGCUUCUCCAGCAGGUGUUUCGCACUCCUCCCCCUGAGCUGCUGAACUCACUCAUCACACCUGGCAAAAUCACACACACUAGUGUCUUCAAAGUUGAGACAGAGAGCCGUGCACGCAGUGGCAGCAUCACCGAGCUUAUUGCCGGUGGGUCAACAUGCAGUCCUCUCCUCCUCAGGAAGCAAAAAGGGAAGCUGUUGUUAGGUGAAGAAGAGGGUUUGGAGGAUGACCCUGAGAGGGCAGAGGUCACCACAGGAUCUUUCACUGCUUCAGUAGGUGGUGAAAGCUCCAGUGAAGCUCCGUCAUCGUCAGGCGUUUCUUCACUUGGCACAUCUGACAUCAUCACAGAGCAGCCACGCUCCUCCCAGCACACCUUGCAGUCGGGAGACUCGGUAGACCUGAGUGCUUCAGAGCAGGGGGUUGGGCCUGAUACUCCAGACGAUGAAGAUGAGGAGGACAUGCUAAGCCGCAGCUCAAGCGGAGGCGUGGGGGUCGUCAGCUCGUCUGCCAACUUAAUAACUGAUGGCAACCAAAUGUCGACAGGAGCCGCGUCAUCAUCACCCCCUAGUGACAGUUCCCAGACGACUACGGAGGGACCAGACUCCGCUGUGACGCCUUCAGAUUGCGCUGAGCUCGUGUUGGACGGCAGUGAGAGUCAGUACUCAGGGAUGCAGAUCGGCACAUUGCAGGACGAGGAAGAGGAGGGAGCAGCUCCACCGCCUGACAAACCUUCAGAGCCUUUCUCUCAGUCUGCACUGGCUUUAAGUAAGCCCCACCUUCUGGAGGGUAAAGGUCACAACAGGCAAUCAUCUGACAGCAGUGUGGAUCGAUUCAUACCAAAGGAAGAGGUUCUGGAGUCAGCAGAACUUGACAACAAGCCAUCAAGGAUUAAAGGAGAUAUUGGUCACUACACUGACCCAAAGGAAGAGCCUCUGGUGCACUGUGUGCGGCUGCUGGCUGCCUCCUUUCUGCUCUCUGGACAAAGAAACAGGCUGGUUCCUGAUAAUGAGGUCCGUGUGAGUGUGAAGGCAUUAGCUGUCAGCUGUGUGGGGGCAGCAGCAGCUCUUCUGCCAGAGGCUUUCUUUAACAGACUUUACCUGCACCCAAUAGAUGGACAGCAGCCAGAUGAACAACAGUACAUCAGUGAUGUACUGCAGUACAUUGAACAUGGAGACCCUCAGAUCAGAGGAGCUACAGCCAUCCUGUGUGGGGCUUUAAUCCAGGCCAUCCAUCUGAAGACACGAUACAACACAGAGACAUGGCUAUCACAGAUCCACAGCGUCACAAGAAACUCUGUGACACUGGAAGACUUUGUGCCUCUGCUGCAGCGCAGUUUGAAGGAUGAAUCCUCAGUCACAUGUAAAAUGGCCUGUGCUGCUGUUAGGCACUGCAUCAUGGCACUGUGUAGUGGCAGUCUCAGUGAACUGGGUCUGCAGCUGCUCAUCGACCUCUUGACCCUAAAAGACUGCUCCUAUUGGCUGGUUCGCACUGAGCUCCUGGAAACACUUGCUGAGAUAGACUUCAGGUUAAUAAGUUUCUUGGAGAGAAAAACGGAGAAGUUACACAAAGGAGAGCAUCACUACACUGGGUUGUUAAGGCUGCAGGACAGAGUUCUGAACAAUGUUGUGCUUUACCUGCUGGGCGAUGAGGAUCCACGUGUCAGACACAUAGCAGCUAACACCAUCAGCAGGUUAGUGCCCAGGUUGUUCUAUGACUGUGACCAGGCUCAGACAGACCCGGUUGUGGCCAUAGCUCGAGAUCAGUGCAAUGUGUAUCUACAACUACUUAUGCACGAGACCCUGCCACCAUCACAGUUCACCGUCAGCACAAUCACACGAACGUACCGCGGUUACAGCCUGUGUCAGAGUGCACCGGAUAUUACCAUGGAGAACAAUUUGUCUCGGGUCAUCACUGCCAUCUCACAUGCCCUCACAUCUUCCACUUCCAGAGCUAUGACAUUUGGCUGUUGUGAGGCUCUGUGCCUUCUAUCUAGCACCUUUCCAGUGUGCACCUGGAGCACAGGCUGGCACUUUGGCUUUGUGAGCUCUUCUGUCUUUCAUCUUAACCGCUCAAGCCAGUACCGCAGCAGAGGACGAUCCUUCAGUCUCUGUCAGCCUGGCAGUUUGAGUAAUGAGGAGAUACGUAAGUCUCUGACAGUGGGCGUGGCCAGUAUGGUUCUGUCUCUGCUCUCCUCCGCCUGGUUUCCACUUGAUCUCUCUGCUCAUCAGGCUGCUCUGCUGCUGGCUGGAAACCUUCUUGCAGCUGUUGCACCACAGUGCAUGAAGAGUCCAGGGACAGGUGAGGAGGAAUCUAGCUCCGCCCCCUCCAAGCAAGAAGAGCCAUGGCCUGGUCUCAAUGACCGAUCUCUGGUUGUUAUGGUGGAGCAGCUGUUCUCACACUUGCUGAAGAUCCUGAACAUCUGCGCCCAUGUGCUGGAUGACACGCCCCCAGGCCCUGCUGUCAAGGCCACUUUGCCCUCAUUGGCAAACACUCCGUCUCUCAGUCCGAUCAGGCGGAAGGGUAAAGAAAAGGAGAUGAGUGAGCCGAGUGCUACCCCCAUGAGCCCAAAGAAAGGAGGAGAGACCAACACAGGCAGAGCGGCAGACAGCACAGCAACUGCUGCGGUUAACAAGUCCACCACUCUGGGCAGCUUUUACCACCUCCCCACGUACCUGAAGCUGUAUGAUGCACUGAGAGCCACUCAAGCCAACUACAAAGUCACAUUAGAUCUCCACAACACCAAUGAGAAGUUUGGUAGUUUCCUGCGGUCAGCGCUUGAUGUCCUUUCCCAGCUGCUUGAGUUGGCCACCUUGCAUGAUAUAGGAAAAUGUGUGGAAGAGAUCCUGUGUUACCUCAAGUCCUGUUUCUCACGAGAACCGACAAUGGCUACUGUGUGUGUUCAACAGCUGUUGAAGGCAUUGUUUGGGACCAACCUUGCAUCUCAGUACGAGGGAGCCUCAUCUCAAACGUGUCGGUCCCAGGGCAAGGCCCUCCGGCUCGGUUCGACCAGUGUGAGGCCUGGCCUCUAUCAUUACUGCUUCAUGGCCCCAUACACACACUUUACCCAGGCCCUUGCAGACGCCAGCCUCAGAAACAUGGUGCAAGCUGAACAAGAACAGGAUGCCUCUGGGUGGUUUGAUGUCAUGCAAAAAGUAUCCAAUCAGUUGAGGUCAAGCAUCACCAAUGUCACUCGCCAUCGAGGAGACAAGAAUGCUAUUCAUAAUCACAUCCGCUUGUUUGAGCCUCUGGUGAUAAAGGCUCUGAAACAGUACACCACCAGCACCUCAGUGGCCCUGCAAAGACAGGUGCUGGAUCUACUUACCCAACUAGUGCAACUCAGAGUUAACUACUGCCUGCUUGAUUCAGAUCAGGUGUUCAUUGGUUUCGUGCUAAAGCAGUUUGAGUAUAUUGAAGUGGGGCAGUUUAGGGACUCGGAAGAAAUUGUGCCCAACAUUUUCUUCUUUCUGGUUCUGCUGUCGUAUGAACGCUACCACUCCAAACAGAUCAUCAGCAUCCCAAAGAUUAUUCAGCUGUGUGAUGGCAUCAUGGCGAGCGGCAGGAAGGCGGUAACACAUGCAAUCCCUGCUCUGCAGCCUAUAGUGCACGACUUGUUUGUGCUGCGUGGCUCUAAUAAAGCUGACGCAGGAAAGGAGUUGGACACUCAGAAGGAGGUGGUGGUGUCCAUGCUGCUACGCCUUAUACAACACCAUCAGGUUCUGGAGAUGUUUAUUCUGGUCCUGCAGCAGUGCCACAAAGAGAAUGAAGAUAAGUGGAAGAGGCUUUCACGACAAAUUGCUGACAUCAUCCUGCCGAUGAUUGGCAAACAACAAAUGCACCUGGACUCUCAUGAGGCACUGGGAGUGUUGAACACCCUGUUUGAGACAGUGGCUCCCUCCUCACUGCGGCCGGUGGACAUGCUGCUGAAGAGCAUGUUCAUCACACCAUCUACCUUGGCAUCAGUGGGCACGGUGCAGUUGUGGGUGUCUGGCAUUCUCGCCAUCCUGCGUGUUCUCAUCUCGCAGUCCACAGAGGACAUCAUUCUGUCUCGUAUUCAAGAGCUUUCACUGUCACCAAACUUUCUCUCCUGUCCCACUAUUCACCAACUCCGAGAAGAUGACCCUUCUCCCCCUGUUGCCCAGCCCACUACCAUGGAAGAGACCAAUGGGGAACCCCAGCGCUUCCCACCUGAGGAAACCUUUGCCAGGUUCUUAUUGCAGUUGGUGGGGGUAUUGCUGGAUGAUAUUGCCACCAAGGAGGUGAAGGUUGACAUGAGUGAGCAACAGCACACUUUUUACUGUCAGCAGCUGGGUACACUGCUCAUGUGUCUCAUCCACAUCUUCAAAUCAGGAAUGUUCCGGCGUAUCACGGCAGCAGGAAGCAGACUGCUGAAGGCAGAGGGAGUGGAGGGAUGUAGUUUUUAUACCCUGGAAGGUCUGAAUGGGCUGGUUAUCCAGCUCAUCACCACACACCCGUCUCUAGUCCUGCUCUGGUGUCAGGUCCUUCUCAUCAUCAACUACACCAACUAUACCUGGUGGUCAGAGGUGCAUCAGACGCCCAGGAGACACAGUCUGUCCAGUACUACACUGCUGAGUCCGCACUCAUCUGGAGAAGAGGAGAGACCAGAAGGAAAACUGGCCAUGUGUAACAGAGAGAUUGUCAGACGAGGGGCCCUUAUUCUCUUCUGUGACUACGUGUGUCAAAACCUGCAUGACUCUGAGCAUCUGACAUGGCUGACAGUAAAUCAUGUGAGUGAUCUGAUCAGUCUUUCCCAUGAGCCACCAGUGCAGGAUCUCAUCAGUGCAGUUCAUCGAAACUCUGCGGCCAGCGGCCUCUUCAUACAGGCUAUACAAUCACGCUGUGACAACCUUUCUACUCCUGUGAUGCUAAAGAAGACUUUGCAGUGUCUGGAAGGCAUUCACCUCAGUCAGUCUGGGGCUCUGCUUAUGUUAUAUGUGGACAAACUACUCAACACACCGUUCCGUGUGCUGGCUCGAAUGGUGGACACACUCGCCUGUAGACGUGUGGAGAUGCUGCUGGCCGAGACCUUACAGAAUAGUAUAGCUCAGCUACCUCUGGAGGAGCUCGACAGGAUUCAGCAGUACCUUCAGACCAGUGGCCUUUCUCAAAGGCAUCAGCGGUUCUACUCCCUGCUGGACAGGUUCAGAGCAACUGUUGCUGAAGAUACCAAGAGCCCUACUGCCCUCAUUACCUCACACCCACUGGAUGGGGACCCACCCCCUACCCCUGAAAAUGUUGAACCCAAUAAGGAGUGGUAUGUUGCCCUGGUGAAAUCUCAGUGUUGUUCGAGAGGUGAUGGAGCUCUAUAUGAAACCACAGAGCUGCUGACCAAACUUCCCCAACCUGACCUAAACGACUUAAUGACCUGCAAGGACUUUAACCUUUGUCUGCUGGCAUCAUGUCUGAGUGUUGGGUUGCAGAGGAUGUGUAAGGAUCAUGAGGCAGUUUUAUUUGAGACGGCUCAACAGGUGGCCUUUGAGCGAUUGGCUGGUGUCAUAGAGCUCCUCCCCUCCCCUCACCAGCCCCUCCUCCCUUCCUCCAAGACCUGUGUGAAUGCCUACAGGGAGAAACUCAAUCAAGUGUAUGGUGAGCCUGGGUUUUAUCAGACUGUGUUGAGUCUGUGUGGAGUGUUGAGUCAGUAUCUGCUGUCUCUGUCCAAACUCCCCUUCUCACUACACAUUCCCAAAGACAGAGAGACACUCAUUACCACCUUCAGCACCCUCGCCAUAGAGGUGGUGGUGUGGCGUUUGCUGCAGGAUCAGCUGCCUCUGAGUGUGGAUAUUCAGAUGAGUCUGUCAUGUCUGUGUCUGGCUCUCCAGCAGCCGGCAGUGUGGACACACUUCACCUCCCCCUCCUACCUCACACACACCUGCUCCAUCAUCCACUGCAUACAGCUCCUUAUCCAUGCAGUCGCUGUUGGUCCUGGUGACCAGCUUCUGAGGCCGGAAAGGAAAACAUCCAACACAGAACAGUCAGAGGAGGACCAGGUGGAUUCAGCGUUAGACAAUCAGCGUGUAUGGCGAUGUUGUGAGAUCAUGGCUGAGCUGGUUGAAGCACUGCAGAGUGUGCUGGCUCUGGGCCACCAUAGAAACAAGAACAUCCCAGCAUUCCUUACGCCAACCCUACAGAAUGUCAUCAUCAGCCUGGCCAGACUGCCCCUCGUAAACAGCUACACCCGCAUCCCACCACUGGUCUGGAAACUGGGCUGGUGCCCCAGGCCUGCUGGAGAGUUUGGCACAGCAUUGCCUGAGAUUCCUGUAGAGUUCCUGCAAGAAAAAGAUGUCUUCAGGGAGUUCCUUUACCGCAUUAACACUCUGGGCUGGAGCAGUCGGACACAGUUUGAGGAAACAUGGGCCACUCUGUUGGGGGUGCUGGUCACUCAGCCAAUCACGAUGGACCAAGAGGAGGAGUCCCAGCAAGAGGAGGAUCUGGAGAGGACUCAGAUAAAUGUACUGGCAGUGCAGGCCAUCACCUCUCUGGUGCUGAGUGCCAUGACUCUACCAACAGCAGGAAAUCCAGCUGUCAGCUGCCCUGAACAGCAACCCCGAAACAAAAUCCUUAAAGCUCUGGACACUAGGUAUGGCCGUAAGCUGAGUGUGAUCAGAGGUAUGGUUGAGCAUGAAAUUCAGGCCAUGGUGUCCAAGAGGGACAACAUCGCCACACACUUCCCCUAUCAAGCCUGGGACCCUGUGCCAUUCUUAUCAUCCUCAACGGCAGGCACCCUGAUCAGCCACGAGAAACUCCUUCUGCAGAUAAACACAGAGAGGGAGAUGGGAAACAUGGACUACAAACUGGGUCAAGUGUCGAUUCAUUCAGUGUGGUUAGGAAAUAAUAUUACCCCUCUGAGGGAGGAAGAGUGGGGUGAGGAUGAGGAAGAUGAAACGGAUGCACCCGCACCUUCCUCGCCACCAUUAUCACCAAUCAACUCCAGAAAGCACCGUGCUGGGGUUGACAUCCACUCCUGCUCCCAGUUCCUCCUGGAGCUCUACAGCCAGUGGAUCCUCCCAGGCAGCCCCAGCAGUAGGAAGACACCUGUUGUGCUCAUCAGUGAGGUGGUCAGAUCGCUGCUGGCAGUGUCUGAUCUCUUCACGGAGAGAAAUCAAUUUGAUAUGAUGUUCUCCACUCUGACUGAGCUACAGAAGGUCCAUCCACCAGAGGAUGAGAUCCUCAACCAGUACCUCGUACCGGCUAUCUGCAAAGCAGCUGCAGUGCUGGGCAUGGAUAAGGCCAUUGCUGAGCCUGUGUGCCGUCUGUUGGAAAGCACCUUACGCAGCACUCAUCUGCCCAGUAGGAUCGGUGCGCUACAUGGAGUUCUAUAUGUGCUGGAAUGUGAUCUACUGGAUGACACAGCACGCCAGCUCAUACCUACUGUCAGCGAAUACCUGGUCACCAACCUUAGAGCUAUAGCACACUGUGUGAACCUACACAACCAGCAGCAUGUGUUGGUGAUGUGCGCCGUAGCGUUCUACAUGAUGGAGAACUACCCACUGGAUGUAGGAUCAGAGUUCAAUGCUGGGGUCAUUCAGCUGUGCUGUGUGAUGCUGUCAGCUAGCGAGGAGGCCACCCCAUCCGUCAUUUACCACUGUGUACUUCGCGGUCUGGAGCGAUUGCUUCUGUCCGAGCAGUUGUCACGCAUGGAUGCAGAAACGCUAGUCAAGCUGAGCGUGGACCGGGUGAACAUGCCCAGUCCACACCGUGCCAUGGCUGCCCUGGGUCUCAUGCUCACCUGCAUGUACACAGGUGUGGCUGCAGAGGAAGGGAAAGAGAAGGGAAGUCCUGGCCUCCCCACUGAUGCAGAUACUGCGGCUCCUGACAGCGAAUCAGUCAUCGUUGCCAUGGAGCGUGUAUCCGUUCUCUUUGACAGGAUUCGUAAAGGCUUUCCGAGUGAGGCACGUGUGGUAUCCCGGAUCCUUCCUCAGUUCCUGGAUGACUUUUUCCCUCUGCAGGACGUCAUGAACAAAGUCAUCGGAGAGUUCCUGUCCAAUCAGCAGCCUUAUCCACAAUUCAUGGCUACGGUGGUCUACAAGGUAUUUCAAACACUUCAUACGACUGGCCAGUCCUCCAUGGUCCGUGAUUGGGUGCUACUCUCUCUUUCGAACUUCACACAGAGAACACCUGUCGCCAUGGCAAUGUGGAGCCUGUCCUGUUUCUUUGUCAGUGCCUCGACCAGCCAGUGGAUCUCUGCCCUCCUGCCUCAUGUCAUUAGUCGUAUGGGGAAGUCAGACACAGUGGACAUAAGCCUCUUUUGUCUGGUUGCUAUGGAUUUCUACCGACACCAAAUCGAUGAAGAGUUAGACCGCAGGGCCUUCCAGUCUGUCUUUGAGAUGGUGGCUUCUCCUGGUAGCCCAUAUUACCAACUACUCUGCUGUUUGCAGAGCAUUCACCAAGACACAUCACUAUAAAACAGACCAUAACAAGAUUAGUGACAGACCACAUUACAUUAGGAUCUACAUUGCAAUUAGUCAUCAAUGAAUGGUAACAUAAUGUGGCCCAUACUAGAGCAGAAGACAUUAUUGGAUAUAUUGAGCUGAAUCUGUUAAUAUGAUACCAUCUGUGUUAUGCAAGAGGACAUUUCCCCAAAUAGUUCAUAGUUAUUAGAGACAGUGGGGACCAAAGCACUUUCACUGAAGUAUGUGGCCACAAAAAUCACAUUGCACCCAAACACCUAAAGUCUUUAUUUAAAAAAAAAAAAAGUAUGUCUACUACCACCAGACAGCCAGAAUAUGUGACUUUAACCUCUUGGCACUAAGAAAAGUUUUUAUGAAGGCAGGCUUUUUUCUCCAUAAUCUGUUUGUAUAAAUUCAUUUGGAAUCUACGAAUGUUACUGAAGAUUUCCUGUCAUGCAGUCUAAACAGUCUAAGCAAAGAUCAUCAGUAGAACAUUGAUAUUCUUCUACAGAGAAUUUUCAAAUAGAGUUUCAUAAACAAACCGACUGGAGAACAUGUUGCGAAUGUUGAUACAAAAACUACAGAGUCAAAUCGUCCGUUAUUAAAACACUUCAGCAUCUCAAAGAUCACAUUUGUGUUUACAGACCAUAUGGAAUUUGCCCACGUUCAGCUACUUCAGGUUACUACAAAUGCAGAUAUACAAGCUGGCUACAGUCAGUACAUCCAGUUAUUUUAUACAAUACCUGUUUCUACCCUGUUCUCCACCAUUCACACCUAAAUUAUCUGAAACAAAGUUUAUUAUUCCUCUUACAAUUUAGUUGUUUAUAUAUUUUUUUUUUUUUUUUGUUUUUUUUUUUUUUUUUUUAAGUUGAUGCAUUUUUUUUUUUUUUUUAAAACACAAAACCGUUGUGAGCCGUUUUAUAUGGAAUAUGGCUAUUUUAUUUGAAAUAGCUAUAGCAGUUAGCGGAGAGGUUUUUAGAUUACACGGUUUCUGCUUCCGAACAUGACAGCUCAAAUCUUCAUGACAUGAUAUGUACCUUGCAACACAUUUAUCUUUGAUUAUUAAGCUCAGGACGUAAGAUAUGAUUAUUGGUCUAGUUUAAUGACUGGAAGUAUGCAUUUUAUUCUAAAGUGUUUACAUCCUGUACAAUUUGUGUAAAAGUAAUGAUAUUUGUGAUGAAAUUAAUAAACUGUGGUGCAUGACAACACCCGUUAAUGGACAUGAGAUGGCAUAAAGUGAAAGGCCAUUAGCAAACAAAAGUGCGCAGUAACCCAGCCUUUCUUUUCACCUUUAUGAGACUUGGGGGAGAGAAAAAAACAAAUAAACAAUCAUUUAAUUGUUGUCUCGGGUGGCAUAGGAGCCUUCACUGUAAAUAGAAUCCUUAGUUGACAAGCUGAAGAUAUCUUUGUAUAUUAACUUGAAGCAUGCUGUAGUCUGUUUUCAAUAUUAAAUAUUUAUGUGAUGUCACAGUAACAGAUGAAAUGGGAUGACUGUUGUGAUUGUUAGUGGGAUGACAGUCUACAUGGACACUGUUUAACUAUAACUACCAAUGACUGACAAAUUUGGCAAAUUGACAACUCACAGCAUGCUUUUUAGUUGCUACCGUGCACACAAUUAGCUGGUCACGUUUGAUAGUAUACAGACUAUUAGAUGUUUGUUCAUUCUGAAGCGAUAAGAUGUUUGCUUUGUCUUAGUAAAGCAGAAUAUGUACAUAGCACUUGAUAUUUUCACUGCUCAGUGAAAAACCUUUUCUUCUCUGAAAUGUAUUGGCACGUUCACCUUGCUUCAAUAUUGCCCCAUGCCUACAACAUUUCUCGCAAGUAACAUAUUGACAGAUUAUAACGCCAUUCAAAAUGAUGGAUUUACGUAGUAAGAUUGUUUGGUUGUUGGGCUGCCUCAGUGGACAAAUAGGACAGUAGUGUUGAGGUCAGAUGCAGCUAGAAUAACUUGAAUGCCUUUAACAAAGACCACUGGUGUGGUUGGACCAAACAUGAAAAUACUACAGAAUUGUAACAUUUAAUUUGUGCACCUAAAACUGACCAUUUCAGACAUAUCUGACAGUAAAUACCUUCCAUCCUUUUUAGUGUUUAUGUGUCUAAGAAGGGGAGGGGAUAACUCUGACUGGUUUCAUGCAUCUCAAGUGAAGAUGUUUUUUUUAAGCUACUCGCUUUGCAUUAUAUUGCUCAUUCCCAGCAAAUUCGAGAAGGAAAUACAGUAGCUGCAGGUAGAGCUCCAAAAAGGGGCGGGAGCUCCAAACCGCCAGCAAAGAUAUAGGGAGCCCCUAACCUUGAGUGGAAGUGAAGCCCCCUUUUAGAGGAACAUAGCCCUCUUUGGGAGAUUCCUCCCCCAUUUGGAGAUCUCCGGCCCACAUCUAGACCUACUUGGCAAAUUCAGGAAAUGUUCGUGGCCCUGUUUAUCUCCAUUUUUAUCUCCUUACAAAAGUAGUGAUCCUUUAGAGCAGAUAUCAGAUAAGCCUAUUGUAUCUGAGAUGGGUGAAACCUAAUUGGAGAUUAGCGGAUAGGAGCAGCAUGCCCCAAAAGUAUCACAGUAUAGGAAGCCAUGAUGGUCUAGCACCGGAGCCUUUUUUUUAUGGAAACCUAUUCCCUUUACGUUAUUUAUUCAGCUCACUUCUGCAGGCUAUGGACAGUAAAAGAAGACAAACAAUUGAUGUAUUUAUUUUAAUGGAUUGUUUUAACGUCAAAUCAUGAGAAGACUAUAAUAUAGAAAUAAAAGAUU
Molecule: messenger RNA, 12404 nt
Organism: Myxocyprinus asiaticus (Chinese sucker)
Lineage: Eukaryota; Metazoa; Chordata; Actinopteri; Cypriniformes; Catostomidae
Product: huntingtin-like
Exons: 67
Coding region: 299-9682 (3127 amino acids)
Cellular component (GO): cytoplasm; nucleus
Source: RefSeq, a predicted model, not a curated record